This is a messenger RNA of Cherax quadricarinatus, 3361 nucleotides long. Lineage: Eukaryota; Metazoa; Arthropoda; Malacostraca; Decapoda; Parastacidae. The record is from RefSeq and is a predicted model, not a curated record.
AAUUUUUUUGCUCCUUUUCCCGCCAUCCUUCUAGCAUCUUUCCUUUCAUUUGUUACCAACAUUCCGAUUCUGCUUAUCCUCUCUUCCCCCUCCCCCUCCUUGACGUUCUCAAGCAGAUGUUUCCUCUGAUCGCACGUGGGGGACGCUGGGAGGGGCGGCGGCCCACAGCGCAAGACCAGCACCAGCAGCAGCAGCAGCAGCAGCAGGAGGGAGGACCCAGUAUCCACCCUCCCUGUUGGACUGCCUCCAUCAGUCCUCCUGGUGAGUGUAUAGUGUUCAGACGUGUGACGUCUCACCUCCCACUCCGCCAUGCGUCUUGCCAGCAUGCUGCCUUUCCUCUCGCCUUCCCUCUCCUGAAUUCCACAAGCUAGAUGUCUGUGUGGCCAUGAAGGCCGCCCAGGCCUGAUUGUGGAAGGUAUUGAUCCUGUUGGCGUCCUAGAGGCGACUGGGGGAGAGAGAGCAGCUGAGAGAGUUUCAAAAGAGUGAGAGGGAGACGGUAAAUGUGUGGAUGCUGUUCCUGUGUCACCGCCGCCGGUCCACUGUAUCAUUACCAUACAAACGUGUUAUUAAGGAUCCUGGCGGACAUUUCCCGCAGUAUCAGAAGACGAUGCAGAUAAUAAGGAGACAGUCAUGAUGCCUCCUCCCCCAUUACUUCCCUUCAGCGUGUGAUGAUCGUGUGUCAGACCCUCAGUGUUCACAUGUUUUCAGUGGUGGAUUUCUAACACUUCCUGCCUUCGCGAACACCACACCUCCCUCAGCUAUAAAAAAAAAAUCCAAGCUUGGUGGUGACUUGUAAGAUAUUUCAAAGCCUGGUCAUUUCCCUAAGUAACAUUACCUUUCGCUGGUUUAAACAGCGAAGAGAACUACCAAUAAGUGACUCUGAAUUUGGGCUAUGGUUGCAGCUCGGAGUAUGCUUCAGAAACAGUGUACGUGGUGGUUCCGAGACGUGUUGUAGGGAGGGUGGUGGUUCCACGGGUGAUGGUAGCCAGGAUGAAGAGAGGAACCUGCUAUGGUGUUGCCCUCGCUCUCGUUUUCUGCUUGCUCUACGUCGCCACGGGAACUUGGCCACUGUCUAGUGGGAGCGCCGAGGGCACGGGUGCUUCCCUGACGGAGCAGCAGCAGCAAGAGGACCUACCUGACGCUGACCAACCUUCCCAGCCUCUCAAUUAUCCGCACCCAGCAGAGACACUAUACGAAGGUCUGUAUUUUCGUUAUUUCGACGUGGACUCGACCUUCCAGACAGAAGGUGUUGCUGGUCGCGUCCUCACGCAGCACGAACAUGCUCUGCUCUCCACUGCCAAGGACACUGCAGCCCGGUACCUGACUCAGCUGCAUCCCAACACCGCCUUCGUUAGCGGCAAGUACCGCUGGCUGCCAGAUGGCGUAGAGUACGACCUUCUCUACAAGGAUGAGGCCACAGACGUCAGCAGCCGGGUCACUCUUUUCCAGAAACUGGACGCCACCAAGGUCAUCAGAUCCAUGAUAGUCGACCAGAAGACAGUAGUGAACAUGAUCGUUACUCUGAAGGGACGGGUGACCAAGUACGCAACCUUCCUGGACCAUCUAGUGAAGAAUGUCCUUCCGCAUGAUGAGAACCUCUCCCUUACCGUCAUCUACUUCGAAGAUGACUUUUUGCAGGAGGCUCGUGAUCUCACCAGCAGACAGCUCUCUGGCCUUCCUAAUUUCAAGUGGUCGUUCAUAGCUCUGGAGGAACGUGACUUCUCCAGAGGGCGCGGGCUGCAUGUAGGAGCACAUCACAAGGGGUCGAAGGACAAGGGGGAACUGCUUUUCUUCUGCGACGUUGAUGUACUGAUGCAUCCAGACUUCUUCAACCGCUGCAGGAGCAACACUAGAAAAGGCCAGCAGGUGUACUACCCCGUGGUAUUCUCGCUGUACAACCCUAAGCUGGUGUACCCGCUCUUCGACAAGGCUGUGCCUCCGGUGAGUGAGCAGCUGGCAGUGGACGAGCAAUCUGGGUUCUGGCGGACCUUCGGUUUCGGGAUGGCAUGCAUGUAUCAUUCAGACUACGAGGCUUCCGGAGGCUUCCCUGACAUACGCACCUGGGGCGGGGAAGAUGUCGCACUCUACGAGCAGUUCCUUAAACUAGACAAUAUUAAGGUUCUACUACUUCUGGUUGAUCCCAUACCUGGGGAUGCUACUGACGGUGUCGCUCCUCACUAACCUGGUCCUGGCUCUCAUGCUCCUCUUCAAUCGACGCACACGAUCCUUAAGGACAGUCUAGUCUACUAGCAUACACAAGCUUGUAGUGGCUAAUUUCAAAGAAAAUUCAAAGGUAAACGUGACCUAGCCCUAAAGUAUAUUAAUACGAUCAACGGUUAAAAGUGACUGAAGCUUCAGUCGAAUUUAUAACUUUGCAGUAUUUGGACAUAAAUAGAAUUAACAUCUAUUGAAGCGUGGUCCUUACUGAUGUUCGUAUCAACAUGUACAAGUCCUCAUGGUUACUAACCCUUAACAGGAUGAACAACUAGCGAUGACUAGUCCUUGACAGGAUCCUCAGCUUUGCAGUGAUUGUUCUUCAGUAGGAUAAAAUUUUAUUAGAAAAAAUGAAUUUAUUUUUCGUUUACACAACCGAAGAGCUCUCUGUGUUUUAAAAAGCGCUAUGUUGGUAAUAACUGAAGGGUUGAGCAUUUGGACUUUCAGGUGUGUGUUUACUCGUCAAGGUAUAUUACAACUUUGGGAAUAUCUGGUAAUUAAGAAACUCUGUUUUUCAAUAGCUCAAAAAUUCUGAUACAGUUCAUAAUUUUUCAGAGAUUCCAUUGUUUCAUUACUCCAUAACAUUCCUCUGUUUCCUGAAACAUUUUUUUUAUCUAGCUGUCGAAGUUAAUAUUCUUUUAAAAGGUGUUUAUGUGCAAAACCUGCAGUUAAUGACAAAAAUGGCUGUUGAGCAGUUGAAUAUGUUCAGUAUUACAGAAAGGAUGACAAUAAAUUUGUGAAUCUUGUUUGUGUGUUUUGGUGACAGUUUACUAAGGGACAUUCUCAGUCCCGUCCUUAUUUGUUUUGGCUCCACACACAACUUCCUUGAUUACUUAAACUGCAUAUCAGCAAUUUUUUUGCUGCCCUAAUCGCUUUACUUUUAUUCCGGAGUCAUUAACACCCCAACAUUCCCUCCAGUGUCUCCUCUCCAUCGACUCGCAUUUCAUUUUAAAACCAGUCUGUCUAUAGCUCCCAGAAUAAUCUAUAAUCCUCCAACCGUAAAGUUUUCUAAUUUCUUCAAAUAUAUUUAUUUUACAUAGUCUUAAGUAAAAAUAGUAACAUGAUGCGGGCGCCUCUAGUCUACCCUUUUGUUGUGGUGCAAAUUCUUGGUGAAUGUUUAGGCAGUAUUAUUCAUACUUCCCCCUCU